AUGGAUUCUGAAGUUUGUUGGCUUAUAAUUUAUUACUUUUACUAUUUAUAUCCACGUUUGCUGCCAACCUCUUCAGUUAUGCCAUCCCCAACCACCCUUCCGCUUGAGGAGUCGCAGCCUGAGUUGAAUCUGAUUCUAAAAAUCAAUCAGGAGGAUACGAUUCAACUUUUUAGUAGUAGUAGUCCGCUCUAUAAAUGCUCUUAG
Molecule: messenger RNA, 204 nt
Organism: Anisakis simplex (herring worm)
Lineage: Eukaryota; Metazoa; Nematoda; Chromadorea; Rhabditida; Anisakidae
Source: the annotation of a GenBank genome assembly